AUGAGUGUCAUUGGAGAUUUAUGCACGCUUCGCACGGAUAUUCACUCCUUGUUCGACAAGAGCGCAAACAGCGAUGAAAAUAUCUACGCAAAGAUUCUUGAGGAUCUCCUCCAGGCUGGAGGUGAUUUUGCAAAGAAUUCCGCUCUUAUCGUCGAGAUUGUGAAGGAGAAGAUCUCGGGGAAGCCCAUGGAUGACCGCACAAUGAUUAUGGAAAGAAUGAUACAGCUUGUUGCUGGACUUCCGGAGAGCUCAUUUGCCCGUAAGAAGGUGACGGAGGUGCUCGUAGUGCUCAUGUCUCGUGGGGAUACCUACGAUGAGAACCCUGGCGGCAUUUCCAGCAUGCUACUAUACCACGCUUCAAUCAUCACCCACGACAUCUUCCGUACCGACCGCAAAAACCAAUCGAUCAAUGAAACCUCGAGCUACCUCGAUCUAUCCCCUCUCUAUGGCUGUUCCCAGGCUGAACAGAACAAGGUUCGCAGUUUUCGGGAUGGAGAGUUGAAGCCGGACACAUUUAGUGACGCCAGACUGUUGGGGUUCCCACCUGGAGUGAGUAUGAUGUUGGUUAUGUACUCCAGGUUCCACAAUUAUGCCGCAAGAAUGUUGGCUGCCAUCAACGAUGGUGGGAGAUUUACACCGCCGAGAAAUUUGAGAGGAGCUGACGCCCUCAAGUGGAAAGACGAGAGGUUGUUUCAGGUGGCAAGAUUGGUCACGAAUGGGUUAUACAUCAAUGUUAGUCUUCACGAUUACCUUCGAGGGAUCGCCAACGUAAACUCCACCGAAUCCACUUGGACACUGGACCCACGUGUCGAGAUCGACAGAGCCUUAGACGAAGAAGGGGUUCCACGAGGUGUGGGGAAUCAUGUUUCGUGUGAAUUCAAUCUUCUCUACCGCUUUCAUUCCGCCAUCUCCGAUAGAGAUGCCAAAUGGACUCUAGACUUUUACCAUCAGAUCUUGGGAACGAAUGAAGACCCUAAGCUGACAUCAUUACCAAAAAUGCUCGAGGCGUUGGUAAAGUUUGAAGCUUCUAUAUCCGAAGAUCCGUCAACAAGAGUGUUUGGAGGGUUGCUAAGGAAGCCGGAUGGUACAUUCAAUGAUGACGAUCUGGUGAAGAUAUUGAAAGAGAGUAUCGAAGAUCCAGCUGGUCGUUUCGGGGCGAACCAUGUCCCGGACAUCAUGAAACCUGUCGAGAUUCUCGGGAUCAUGCAGGCCAGAUCCUGGCAGGUGGCGCCCUUGAACGAGUUUAGAGACCUUUUCAAGCUUAAGCGGUACGAGACUUUCGAAGAUAUCAACCCUGACCCGUAUGUCGCCACUACCUUGAAAAGGCUUUACGGUCAUCCCGACAAUGUCGAGCUCUAUCCGGGCAUGUUUCUGGAAUCCUCGAAGCCGAGAAUGGAUCCAGGAAUGGGACUAUGUGCACCAUAUACUGUUACAAGAGCAGUUUUCUCAGACGCCAUUACUUUGGUGAGAGGUGACAGGUUCUUGACACUGGACUACACACCCUCCAAUCUUACCAGCUGGGGAAUCACCGAGGUUGCCCAAGAUUCGAAAAUUCUUGGGGGCCCUAAGAUGUACCAUUUGAUUCUUAACGCUUUCCCCAAUCACUUCAAAUACAACAGCGUCUACGCUAUGCAGCCUUUUUAUACCCCCAGGGAGAGUCGUAAAUUCUUCACAAAGUUCAGGAAGAUGGAUCUUUACUCCUUCGACCCACCUGCCACACAGCCAGCAAUCAUCCCCAUUGUGAGCCACGCCGCGCUCAGAGAGGUUCUCGCAGACAAGAAGAACUUUCGCGUCCCAUGGGGUGCCAAGAUGGCCUCUCUAGAGAGCUAUAUGCUCGCCUCUGACAGUGAUGCCAGCGCAGAACAGAGAGAGGUUGUUGGUAGGUUGCUGUAUGGUGUAGAUGGAGCGAUGCAAAAGUUCGCAGCAUAUACGGAGGAAAUAACACUGAAGUUGCUACGACGGGAAUCGUAUGAACUGGGUAGACAUUCUGUGUACCAAGUUGAUAUUGUUAAACACAUUGCGAACUAUGCUGCCCUCCACUUUGCGGCAAAGCUUUUCUAUCUCCCCCUCCUUUUCCCGCUAGGUACAUCCUAUACGGAACCUGAACUUCUAAAGGUCCUCUGCGAUCUGACAGCAUACGUGUUUUCGGAUGCCGACCCAACCAAGUCCUGGGCUCACCGACAGGCCUCACAAGCAGGGACCAAGAAACUUUGCUCGGAGAUGGAGGAUAUUGUUCGCCGCCUGACACCGUUUACAUCUGCGGCUGCCUGUCCCGUUACUGGAACAACGCCUACCCCCCCGAAAUCACCCCCAAAGACAUUAAUUGGUGGUGCCAUCCGCUUCGGCGCGGGCCGGAUUGCACAGCGCGCUGAACAGGCAAGAGCGGUAGUGGGUGUGGCAGACGCUGUUGUUACUAGCAUUCUGACUGGAGGCUCGAGAGGGGAGGACACUGGGCCUCUGGGCGACUAUGGUAUUACCUUUGCACGAAGGCUGCUCGGUGCUGGGAAAGCAGCGCGAGAGGUUGCGGAGAUUCUCGUUGGAACAGCAGCUGCCUUUGUGGCUAAUACUGCGACCGCUUUUACUCAACUCAUCGACUUCUAUCUUGAGGCAGAAAACUCUAUUCAUUGGUCCGAGAUCCAGCGCUUGAGCUCCUUGAACACAGCCCUUGCGGACAAGACAUUAACCCAUUACGUUCUUGAGGGCAUGCGUCUCUCGAACUCUUUGGGCAUCUUCCGAGAUGUGGAGCCUGUUGAUGGUGUUUCAGCCACUAUAACACAAAAUAAUAACACUAUCACUGCGAAGAAGGGAGAUCGCGUCUUUGUCAGCUUCGUGGCUGCCUCCCGAGACCCCAGUGUCUUCCCCUCGCCUCUCGAGGUCCGCCUUGAUCGCCCCCUCGAUUCGUACAUCACGUUCGGCGAAGGCCCACACCAAUGCCUUGGAAAGGACCUCAACAUCGUGCACAGUCUCACAAUGCUGAAGGUGGUAGCUCGAUUGAAGGGAUUGCGUCGUACCCCCGGCGAUGAGGGAAGAUUGAAGUACAUUAAUAAGCCGGGCGGGAUCAAGCUCUACAUGACCCCCGACUGGAGCCAAUUUACGCCGUACCCUACCACGAUGAAAUUGAUGUUUGAUGGGCCACCUUGA
Molecule: messenger RNA, 3141 nt
Organism: Morchella sextelata
Lineage: Eukaryota; Fungi; Ascomycota; Pezizomycetes; Pezizales; Morchellaceae
Exons: 12
Coding region: 1-3141 (1046 amino acids)
Biological process (GO): response to oxidative stress
Molecular function (GO): peroxidase activity; iron ion binding; oxidoreductase activity, acting on paired donors, with incorporation or reduction of molecular oxygen
Source: RefSeq, a predicted model, not a curated record